GGGGCUCCUCUCCGGCUGCCGAGGAUGAGGAGGGUGUGACGGGCGCGGCCCCAGCGGGACAUGGGACAGUGAGAGCGGCCGCUGCUCCCCCGCUGCCUCCAGCCACCAUGGGCUGCUGCUGCAGCUCGGACUACGACGAGGACUGGAUCGAGAGCAUCGACAUCUGCGAGCACUGCAAUUACCCCAUCGAGCCCGACAGCAAGCGCCAGAGGCCGAUCCGCAACGGCUCCGAGGUCCGAGACCCUCUGGUGUCCUACGAGUCCUCGUCGCCUCCGUGCUCCCCCAUGCAAGACAAGCUGGUGGUGGCCCUGUACAACUACGAGCCCAAGCACGACGGGGACCUGGGGCUGCGGAAGGGGGAGAAGCUGCGCGUGCUGGAAGAGAACGGGGAGUGGUGGAAGGCGCAGUCGCUCACCACGGGCCAGGAGGGGCUGAUCCCACACAACUUCGUGGCCUUGGUGAACAGCCUGGAGCCCGAGCCGUGGUUCUUCAAGAACAUCAGCCGCAAGGACGCCGAGCGGCAGCUCCUGGCCUCGGGCAACACCCACGGCUCCUUCCUCAUCCGCGAGAGCGAGACCUCCAAAGGCUCGUACUCGCUGUCCGUGCGGGACCUGGACGAGAGCCAGGGAGAGACGGUGAAGCACUACAAGAUCCGGAACCUGGACAACGGCGGCUUCUACAUCUCCCCCCGCACGCCCUUCGGCAGCCUCAGGGAGCUGGUGCAGCACUACACACGCAGCGCCGACGGGCUCUGCUGCCGCCUGGGCAAGCCCUGCCGGACGCAGAAGCCGCAGAAGCCGUGGUGGCAGGACGAGUGGGAGGUGCCGCGGGAGUCGCUGAAGCUGGUGGAGAAGCUGGGAGCGGGGCAGUUCGGAGAGGUCUGGAUGGGCUUCUACAACGGGCACACCAAGGUGGCAGUGAAGAGCCUGAAGGCUGGCAGCAUGUCCCCCAGCGCCUUCCUGGCCGAGGCCAACCUGAUGAAGAAGCUGCAGCACCCGCGGCUGGUGCGGCUCUACGCCGUGGUCACCAAGGAGCCCAUCUACAUCAUCACCGAGUUCAUGGAGAAGGGCAGCCUCGUGGACUUCCUCAAGACCUCAGAAGGAGUCAAGCUCAGCAUCAACAAACUCCUGGACAUGGCAGCUCAGAUUGCUGAAGGCAUGGCUUUCAUCGAGGCCAAGAAUUACAUCCACAGGGACCUGAGGGCCGCCAACAUCCUGGUCUCGGACGCUCUGGGCUGCAAAAUCGCCGAUUUUGGGCUGGCCCGGCUCAUCGAGGACAACGAGUACACGGCUCGGGAGGGGGCCAAGUUCCCGAUUAAGUGGACGGCGCCCGAGGCCAUCAACUACGGCACGUUCACCAUCAAGUCGGACGUGUGGUCCUUCGGCAUCCUGCUCACCGAGCUCGUCACCUACGGCCGGAUCCCGUAUCCAGGCAUGACCAACCCCGAGGUGAUCCAGAACCUGGAGCGUGGCUACCGCAUGCCGCAGCCGGAGCACUGCCCGGCCGAGCUCUACGAGCUGAUGAGGCAGUGCUGGAAGGAGAGCCCCGAGGAGCGCCCCACCUUCGACUUCCUCAGGAGCGUCCUGGAGGAUUUCUUCACCGCCACCGAGGGCCAGUACCAGCAGCAGCCCUGAGCCUCGGGGUGCCGCGGGGCCCCACAGACUCAAUGGCCGCCGCUCUGAGAGGAUUUGAAGCGCCCCAGAGCUUGGCAGCAGCAGAUUUGACUCCUUCAGGAGGGGCUGGACGGCCAGAGCAGACCCCCAAUGCUGAGGGAUGGCACAGGGUGCCCGCCCUGCUGUCGCUGUCCCCUCAGGGGUGCCCGCCCUGCUGUUGCUGCCCCUCAGGGCCCCCCUCACCCCUCAGGGAUGGCAGGAGCCCCCCCGGCAGCGCUGGCCACGGCAUCCCCUGCCUGCGGGACACUCCUUCUCCCCUCAUGGCAUUUGCAGGAGCCGUCCCUCAAUAAUUUUGGGGAAAUAAAGGCGUUUCGAGC
This is a messenger RNA of Motacilla alba alba, 1990 nucleotides long. RefSeq names its product LCK proto-oncogene, Src family tyrosine kinase (gene LCK). Gene Ontology annotation, cellular component: extrinsic component of cytoplasmic side of plasma membrane. Gene Ontology annotation, molecular function: signaling receptor binding; non-membrane spanning protein tyrosine kinase activity; ATP binding. The record is from RefSeq and is a predicted model, not a curated record. The coding region runs from base 108 to 1634 and encodes 508 amino acids. The transcript is spliced from 13 exons. NCBI's taxonomy places the organism in Eukaryota, Metazoa, Chordata, Aves, Passeriformes, Motacillidae. Gene Ontology annotation, biological process: T cell differentiation; cell surface receptor protein tyrosine kinase signaling pathway; B cell receptor signaling pathway.